AUGAACAACCCACCACCAUCAGGUCAUGUGUCUAGUCCAACCAAGGAGAGCCUAUCAUCAUCUUCGGUUGGCAUUCCAAUUCCUCAAAGAUCGUCUUCUCAGGAACAUGUCUUUUUCUCUCCUUCCUCAACUCCACCCAUCUCUAAGUUAUCAAACUACUCACCAAGUAGUUUUCAAGCAUCAUCAAUGCCAUCACCCUCAGGAAGUACCAGCUAUCUUUCAUCCUCACGAGAACCCUUCUCUCCUAAUUAUGGUGAUUAUCAAAAACUUUCAAAAAUAGGGAAAGGCUCGUUUGGUGAGGUGUAUACAGCAAGGAACAAGAAAACUGAUGCCAUCGUAGCCAUCAAGUCUAUCGAUUUAGAAAAAUCGGAAGAUGAUAUUGAGGUCAUUCAAAAAGAAAUUCAUGUUUUACUCCAAUGCUCAUCACCUCAUGUAGUUUCAGUCUAUGGAAGCAUUGUUCAAGAUACCAAACUAUUAAUUGUAAUGGAAUAUUUAAGUGGAGGAUCAGUUUUGGAUUUAAUGAAACCUAAUGGAGGAAAGUUUGAAGAAAAAUACAUUGCAACAAUAUUGAGGGAGAUAUUGUAUGGUCUUGAAUAUUUGCAUGGAAUUGGUCUAAUUCAUAGAGAUAUCAAAGCAGCCAACGUUUUAAUUAGCGAUGAAGGAGCAGUGAAGCUAGCUGACCUUGGAGUUGCUGGUCAGCUUUCAAGCACCGUAAACAAACGUCAUUCCUUUGUUGGAACGCCAUUUUGGAUGGCACCUGAGGUCAUCAAACAGUCAGGAUAUACUGAAAAAGCAGACAUUUGGUCAUUGGGAAUUACAGCGAUUGAAAUGGCCAAAGGAUUUCCACCUUAUUAUGGGGACGAUCCAAUGAAGUCACUAUUUUUAAUACCCAAGAAUGAACCACCAACAUUAGAAGGCCAAUUUUCAAAACCAUUUAAAGAAUUUGUUUCCCUUUGCUUGAAAAAAGAUCCAACAGAACGACUCUCAGCUAAAGAACUGCUGAAACACAAAUUUAUUAAGACAGCAAAAAAAACCACCAUUCUUAUUGAUUUGAUUGAAAAGAAAAACCAAUACGAGAGUACCAAGAAAGAUGCAAACAGCUCAUUCUCUAGCGACUCAAAUUCAUAUGCCUCAUCUGAUGAAGAAGAGGGAGAAAGCAACAGCUAUUGGGAUUUCAAAAGCACUGUCAGACGAAAGAAGAAGAGUUCGAUCAAUACUUUGGCAAACAUUCACCUUGAUUUUGCCAAAGAAGGUGUUGACUUGUCCAGUAAGACAGCUAUUGAUAAAAUAUCGAACUUGAAUGACAACGAUGAUCUUAGUGAUGGAAGUUCAGACGAGAGCAUGAGCGAUGAGAUAAGUAGCCCUUCAAGUAGUGACAACGAAUACCGUACACUAAAAAUUGUAUCUCCCAGAGAACACAACCACUCAAUUUCGCAAGUUGAAUUUGUUAGAAAUUCCACCACCGAAAGCUCUUCCCAUUCAAAUGCAGCUCCAUUUCCUUCGUCCAGCAGUGAAAUUGCAGAGGACGCAUCACAUGUGUCCACCACUUCCGAAACCUUGCCUCUAACUGUCACGAACACAAUAGAGGACCGGUUGGAGAAAGACAAACACGCUGCUACAUCGCAACACAAAGAAAACAUGUACAACAAGAACAUUUAUAUGAACAUCAUUGAGGCUAGCUUAUCUGGGCAUGUGGCUGGCACUCCACAUGACUCUGACAAGAAACUCAAGCAAAUUGAAGAUUUAAAACAAUUGUUUAACGACACAGAGGCUUGCAUUCCUGGAUUUGCAAAAAUGUUUGUGCAAGGCUGUGUUGAAAAUCAUCACAACCAAAUGAAUUGUUCGAUUUCACCGCUAAUCAUGAAGAAAGUUAGCCAACCAAAAACUGUAUGUUUUAGUGAUGAAGUGGCAAGAGUGCCGUCGAACAAAGCUCAGGACACCUCUCUACAAUCCAAACUAGCAAAUAAUUUGUCCAGGAGGUGGAGAGAGCAAGCAAUAAAACAAAAAUCUUCGCUGUAG
Molecule: messenger RNA, 2019 nt
Organism: Naegleria lovaniensis
Lineage: Eukaryota; Heterolobosea; Eutetramitea; Acrasida; Naegleriidae
Exons: 3
Coding region: 1-2019 (672 amino acids)
Biological process (GO): protein phosphorylation
Molecular function (GO): ATP binding; protein kinase activity
Source: RefSeq, a predicted model, not a curated record